CAGGGCCUCGGAAAGGGAGGAGCCAAACGUCACCGUAAAAUUCUACGUGACAACAUUCAGGGUAUAACAAAGCCCGCUAUUCGUCGUCUUGCGCGUCGUGGAGGUGUUAAACGUAUCUCUGGUCUUAUCUACGAAGAGACUCGUGGUGUUCUCAAGAUCUUCCUCGAAAAUGUCAUUCGAGACUCCGUAACAUAUACCGAACACGCGAAACGGAAGACGGUCACCGCUCUCGAUGUGGUUUAUGCUCUUAAGCGGUCAGGGCGUACACUGUAUGGUUUUGGUGCAUAG
This is a messenger RNA of Lentinula edodes (shiitake mushroom), 288 nucleotides long. Its product is annotated as histone-fold-containing protein. Gene Ontology annotation, cellular component: nucleosome. Lineage: Eukaryota; Fungi; Basidiomycota; Agaricomycetes; Agaricales; Omphalotaceae. Gene Ontology annotation, biological process: nucleosome assembly. The transcript has 3 exons. The record is from RefSeq and is a predicted model, not a curated record. Gene Ontology annotation, molecular function: DNA binding; structural constituent of chromatin; protein heterodimerization activity. The annotation marks the transcript as partial.